GGGUUCACAUUUCAGGGAAGAGAGCUCUGAAUCUCUGCACCUAUGGAGGCUACGAAAGAAAGAGUUGGUCUGCUCGACAAAAUCCUCCCGCCGGCAUUAGCAGACGCCGGACUCGAAGAUUGUGCGCUGCCGCCGGAAUCUAUACAGGAAGCUUUUCGCAAAGCCGCCAACGCCGUUAAGUCUCGCGCAGCUUCGAUUUUCGAGCACGAGGAGGAAGGUGGUUGUGUAGCGGAUCCGAUUCCGGAAGCUUCUGACACGAUCAUCGUCGGCGGGGAUAAUGAAAGGGAUACUGGGCCGUGUUUAGCCGGAAAGGGAAAUGCGAAGUUGGCUGAAUCGGAACAAGCCGGAGAUUUGGUUGUGGGAGGCGAAGGAGGAGAAGGGAGGAGCUGCGUUGAUGGUUUGAAGGAUUUAGACGUCGAAGGUAUUGAGAGCAGUAGGGAGAAGAAGGAUCAGAGUGAAGAAGACGAAGAAGAGGAGAAGAAACCGAUCUUGGUUGAAGGAUUUGUCUGAGAGUCCUCACAUUGUCUAAACUGUUCUUCCCUCGUGUAUAUAAAUAAAUAAAAGCAUUAAGCUUUAACAGCUUAAAAGUUCGUUAACGUUGCUUCGCUGAUUCCGUGGUGCUUAAAAUUCCGACCUUUGUCUCCAUAGGCAAUGGUAGCAAAGCCUUAUGUAUCGCUUGUUAAGACUCAAAACUUGAUGAAAUACAAUUUGAGGAAGAAAGAGGCGAUCCUCUCUACUGAGUUUUGAUUUA
This is a messenger RNA of Capsella rubella, 751 nucleotides long. RefSeq lists its product as uncharacterized. Bases 43 to 510 code for a protein of 155 amino acids. NCBI's taxonomy places the organism in Eukaryota, Viridiplantae, Streptophyta, Magnoliopsida, Brassicales, Brassicaceae. The record is from RefSeq and is a predicted model, not a curated record. The transcript has a single exon.